AUGUCUUCUGAAAGAAGGUGCCGAUCACCAAGCUCGCAAGUACCCUUGUACCUUUGGGGUGGCUCUCAAGUUCCCAAAGAGAAGUUUGUGGCCAAUCUGCACCGUGUCACCACCGAGGCCCAGUUCAAAACAUGGCGUGCCCUUUUCAAUUUUGCCAUUCCCAAGGACGUACAUGUCAAGUUAGCAGAGCCCUCGUCCGACAGCGUACCACGGGUGGAUUCGAACAAUCCAGGUGCCAGGAUCAUCAUGUUCCGCCCCUUCUAUUUCUCGCUAGGCUUCACGUUUCCGAUGUCGAAAUUUUUCAGGGAUGUGCUUUGCGCCAUGGAGUGUGCCCCGAGCCAGUGUACUCCAAACGUUUAUCUAGCGGUCAUCUGCUUUGAAAAUUUGAGUCACUUCUUCAAGCUAGAUUUGACAGUGCAGGAAUUCUUCUAUUUCUUCGAGGUGAGACGCUUUGAGAAUCAAGGCGAUCAUGUGUGGAGCAAGGAUGUGCUGGAGGUCAGUGGCAGAUGGGAAAGGGAGGUUGGCGACGGUCCUCUCGUUCCUCUCACCUACUGUGACGAUGAUGCAAUCCGAAAGAAGCUCGUCCUCGACCCGGACAUGACGAAGGUUCGGCAGGCUUUGAGCAUCCCUGCUAAGUUUCGUGAAUGGCACUGGCUGUUGAGCGAACAUCGGAAGAAAGUCGGUGGCCUGCCCCCUAAUGAAGAUAUUGAAAGAUGGAAGUUGCACUUCUUGAAGCUAAGUGACUUGCCAGUUGAGCAGGAUGAGUCAUCAACCGAGUCCCCCGAGGAUAGGAAGGCGUGCAGUGGACCCGCCCGCGACGGAGCUGCAGUUUCACGAUCAAUGGAUACGUCUCUACAGCGGGGGCAGCCAAGAUCUUCUCUUGCCGCUAACAAGCCUUCCUCACAACGGUAA
Messenger RNA from Prunus armeniaca (apricot), 912 nucleotides. The record is from the annotation of a GenBank genome assembly. NCBI's taxonomy places the organism in Eukaryota, Viridiplantae, Streptophyta, Magnoliopsida, Rosales, Rosaceae.